AUGCAGUUGCUUACGCAAUUGGUCUUGGGCGUUGCCUUGGUAGGCUUCGUUGUCCUCAAGACCAUCCAGUCCUACAAGGCAAAGAACGACCCAAGACUUCCUCCGGGACCGAGACAACUUCCCUUCAUCGGCCGCAUACACGACCUACCCAUCCAGUUUAUGUGGUUGAAAUUCAAGGAAUGGGCCGAUGUGUUCAGCGGCGACAAUGGUUUCUACAUGACGGAUAUGCUUGGCGCCAAGUUCUUGAUCGUGUCAGACGAGACAGUGAUCGAGGAUCUAUUGGUGAAAAAAGCCAAGUUCAACUCAGACAGACCAGUGAUUAGGUCACUCUUCGACUCAAAGAGCACCCAUGGCUCUAUGGAGUACCUGCCUUUGAUGGGCAAGAAUAAGUACUGGGCACGCCAACGCAAGCUUCAGCACUCUUACCUGACAGAAGCGAGCAAUGCUCAUUACUAUGGCAUUAUGUAUCACGAGGCCAAGCGAUGGCUCGCCAGGUUGAUAGAAAACCCGGAUGACUUUCAAUUCUCCCUCGAGGAUAUGGCAUCGAAGGUGAUGUGCCAAUUGACAUGGGAUGACCCAAGCCUGAGCGAAGAGUGCACACCGAGUGCCUGGGGUCUGUUGACCCAAAUGUCUCCAGCCGGUCCUAUUACGAAUGUUUUCACGCCUCUGUGGCAUCUCCCUUGGUUCUUAAACCCCUGGAAGCGGGCAGAGAGAAAGAGACACGACGAACAGCAGGCUUGGUGGAUGGAGAACUUCCUAAAGGUUCGUAGGAAGAUGGAAGCCGGCUACCAGAGGCCAUGUUGGACUCGGCAGUACUUGGAAAAGGCAACGCUCAAGCCAAGUUUAUCAGGAGACUAUGAAGCAUCAUCAGCACUUGGAAUGCUGGCGCUGGUUGGUAUUUUCACCGUUGCAGGGCCCCUCUCCUACUUUCUUGUAUCUAUGGUUCACCAUCCAGAGUGGCAGGCUGCAGUCCAGAAGGAAAUCGACGAACAGUGCUUAGGAGACCUCCCGACCCUCGACCACAUGCCAAAAUUACCAAUACUGCGCGCUUGCAUCAAGGAGACGAUGCGCUGGAAGCCUAACGUACCUACAGGGGUCGCUCACGAGAUGGAGGCCGAUGACGUAUACAAGGGUUUUUUCCUUCCAAAAGGGACGCGCAUUCUCCCCCUUGACUGGGCUUUCUUACGCGACCCGAAGAAGUAUCCCGACCCAGAAAGGUUCCGUCCAGAACGCUGGCUUGAGCCAGGAUGGCCGACAUUUCAAGAGCCGUUGACACAGUAUCCGACAAUCAAAGGGAUGUCCUCUUUCGGAUGGGGACAGAGACAAUGCUUGGGGAUGACCUUGACUCAGGACGAAUUACUUGUGGCUUGUGGCGCUCUGGCCUGGUGCUUCAAUCUAAAACCGAAAGUUGAUCCCAACACUGGCCAAGAGCUACGAGUCCCGACGGAUAAGUCAAACUCCCUCCUUAUCAUCAAACCAGACCCCUUUCAAAUGGCCUUUGAGCCACGGAGCGAGGAGAGGAAGCAAAAAGCACUGCAUCUCUGGAAGCAGUCAGAAGCUCUUGACUUGGCCAGAAGAGCGCAGUUUGCUGCCCGAGCUGUCUCGCAGCCACACGCCACCGGAGGUCCUGGAUUAUUAUGGGAUGAAAAAACGGGAUUAAGGCUCAACCUGCCUCAAGAAAAACAAGCUAAAGUCAAAAGCUGGGUCAAGACGGUAGAGAUUGGUAUAGAAGCCCCACGACUAGACCUGCAUUCCGAGAUAUGA
Neoarthrinium moseri is the source of this 1764-nucleotide messenger RNA. RefSeq lists its product as uncharacterized. The record is from RefSeq and is a predicted model, not a curated record. Gene Ontology annotation, molecular function: monooxygenase activity; heme binding; iron ion binding. The transcript is spliced from 4 exons. Lineage: Eukaryota; Fungi; Ascomycota; Sordariomycetes; Amphisphaeriales; Apiosporaceae. The coding region runs from base 1 to 1764 and encodes 587 amino acids.